AUGUGGCGGGUCUCUCGCGUUGUUUUUGUUCUUUUUCAUGCGGUGGUGCUGGUGCUUGCGCUGGCGGGCGUCGCCGACGCGUACGGCUCGUACGGCGACACCGUGCGCCCCAGCCGCGUCGUGGAGCUGACGGAUGAGACAUUCGACCGCGUCGUAAUGGACCCGGCGAAGGAUGUGUUCGUGCUGUACUACGUGCCGUGGUCGCGUCACUGCGCGACAAUGCUGAAGCUCUGGGACGACCUCUCGAUGAGUCAGUCGAGGAAGAGCAACAUGAACAUAUUCGUCGCGGCCAAGAUUAACGGCGAAAAGUACCCCGAUGUGGUGCAGCGGAUGCGUGUGAACGGCUUCCCCACAAUGCGAUUCUACACGCGUUUGGACAAGGACGACCCUCCCGAGUUCGGUAGCGCUCGUUCGUUGACUCUUCUGGACAGCUUUGUGUUUCAGAACUCGUGA
This is a messenger RNA of Trypanosoma grayi, 453 nucleotides long. RefSeq names its product protein disulfide-isomerase. The transcript has a single exon. The coding region runs from base 1 to 453 and encodes 150 amino acids. Gene Ontology annotation, molecular function: protein disulfide isomerase activity. NCBI's taxonomy places the organism in Eukaryota, Euglenozoa, Kinetoplastea, Trypanosomatida, Trypanosomatidae. The record is from RefSeq and is a predicted model, not a curated record. Gene Ontology annotation, cellular component: endoplasmic reticulum. Gene Ontology annotation, biological process: protein folding.